Stylophora pistillata is the source of this 3659-nucleotide messenger RNA. RefSeq lists its product as uncharacterized. NCBI's taxonomy places the organism in Eukaryota, Metazoa, Cnidaria, Anthozoa, Scleractinia, Pocilloporidae. The record is from RefSeq and is a predicted model, not a curated record.
UGAUGGCGGCUGUGCUAAUUCUGACAGCCCUUUCAAGUUAUCAUUGAUCUCAUCGUUAAAAUUGAACUUAGAGAGUGGAAACUAAAACUAAAAGAUCAUAGGAAUGCCGACUGUUGAUAAACAAGGGAAAUAUGAGGUAGAUAGACAAGAAAGAGAGGUAAACAAUGAGAUGACAUCUGAACCACAAAGUGGUCAAAAUGUCAGCUGGUGUCUGAAAAAGUCGUCGAUAGAGAGGUCGGCGUUCAGCGAAACAGAUCUAAAAGAAAAACUGGCUGCAAAAGAGGAAGGUAUUUCUGCUAAAGGAAAAGUUGCGAGUCAUUAUUCCGAAAGCGAUAUAGAGCUGGCAAGGUUAGAUGUUCCCCUAUUCGAGGACUCAAGAUCAGAAAUUAGUGGAGGCUCUGGUCUGGCCAUUGUACCUUAUUUUGAUGGCAGAAGUUUCAUUUCUCAAGAGAGUGGACAAGAUCUUGUCCCUGUUCAUCAUGAAGCAGUUUCAGCAGAGGAUCAUGACAAGGACAAAUUGGAACAUGAAGGAAAAGACAUUGUACCUUCACUCUCAGAGGGAUGGCCACAAUUUACAAACAGAUCAUGGCGACGCAGAAGCUGUGAGCUUGUGAAAAGCACAUCUUCAUGUGUUAGGAAAGCAGUUUCCCAUCUACAUAAACUGCAAGACCUGAUUGAUGCUGUCUACAUGAGUGAUCUUCAAAAUGAAAAGGAUAAAUUUAGCAAGCAAAGAUCCUUUGUAUUAUCAGACCUAGAUGCUAAGGAUAAAGAAGAACUCUUAGAAAGUCAGGGUCUUCCUGAGGAUUCAACCCAUUUAUCCUCAGCCAGUAGCCAUGGUAGACGCAUUCGCUGGCUGCUCAGCUCAGCAUCCCUUGGUAACGUUGGGGAGGAAAUGACAUCUGUAGAACCAAGGCUGGAGUCUUCCGCCAGUGGUGCUACUCUAGAGGUAAGAGGAAGAAGUGCUGGAAUAGUAAGAAGUAAGGUGUCAAGUCCAAAGUCUGCUGCUGGUGAGAUUGUUACUAAGGAAUAUGAUGUCAUUGAAGAGGUUAUAACAUUACUAGGGAGGAUGGAAAGUGACAGACUUUCAACUCAAGAUGGCUUAGUGAAAGAAAGAGAACGAGUGCAAUUCCUAAGAAAUGAGAUUGAUGCCCAGGCAUACAAGCGAAUGCAUGAUCUUCCUUUGGCUGUACAAAGGGAGCAUGAAGCCUGUGCCAUUGAUAUAAAUGAGCUAAGAUGGCAUUGUGCUUAUCAAGGCAGAAUUGAAGCCAGGAUAAAAGAAAGGGUGCAUCAUGCAGAAGUUAGACAUACAAAGGUUUUGCAAGAUCUGAGCAAUAUACAGAAACACUGUCCUUUGGUUGAAGAGAAACUUGAUCUAGAAGGUGAAGCAAUGUCGAGUAUACAACUUAAACAAGAUGAAACCGAUGAAGAAUUAAGUAACACUCUUGAUAGACUUGAAGCUACAGAAAGAAAAACAGCAGAAGCACAAGGAAAAGCUACACAAGAAAGAGCUCUAAUAAAACAAGAGGUUGAUGUCGUACGUAAUGAACUCAAUGUGGUCAGUGAUAAACUGGCUCAGUUAAAGAUGUACUAUACGUCCAACACACAUACCAUGAAUGACAUGAGAAACACCCUUGCAGAAAAUGCAGAGCAGCUUGUAGUCCUGGGGGGAAGAGAAGAAAGAAUUAAGGCCUUGGAAGCAACUCAGCAAGAUAAGGUUCAAAGACUUCGAGAGAAAAUUGUAGAACAAGAAGCAGAGCAUAUAAAGCUUGUGGAGGAGAAUAAUAACUUGAAGACAGAGAAGCAAUUAACACAAGCGUCUAUGGAAAGCGAAAACAGCAAGUUGGAGCUUGAAAUCAAGAAUGCUUCCAAACAACUGAAGGACUUAACGACAAGAAUCAAAGAAACCAAAGCUGAAAAUAACAAGCUGAACGUGAAGCUGGACAAAUGCGCGAAACAAAAAAUUGCGGAUGAAAAGGCUGUGAUGAGAGCACAACAAGAAAUGGAGAAAAUUGAAGAGCAGAUGGAGGUUUCCAAGGAAGAGACAAAUAAAGUUGAAGUACUUCAUGAGAACCUUUCUGAAAGUCUGGUUGUAAAGAAAGAAGAGGUCAUGGGUGUUGAAGAAUCACUAAAGACUACUGCUGAUGCGCUCAAGAAACAACUUAAGGACGAAGCUCAUGCAAGGACCGUUCUACAGGCAAGAAUCACAUCAGACUCACAGGACCUUGCCAAGACACACGUUGACUCCAAAAAGAAACGGGAAAAAGCUACUCAGCGGGCAGAGGAAAUGGUAAUGCUUGUUGAUCACGUGAGAGACCAGGUUUCAAAACUGGAAAAGAUUCAUAAUGAGAGACUAGAGACCAUUGCACAACUUAACAAGAUUUUGGACAAAGUGAAACAACAACACAACGAUAUGGAAUCGAAACUCCAGGGUGAAAUCUCUGAGUUGCGCCCGAAAGAAGAGGAAUUGAAGAAAGAAACCAUGGAAUUAACCAAACGUUUGGAUCACAUCACUUGGAAAUCCGAGAUGAUGGAGAAGAAAAUGGCGGACAUGGAGUCGUCCUCACAAAUGAUGAACAAAGUUAUCGCCACAACUCAAGAGAAUAUAAAUGAUCUGAACGAGGAAAUGACUGAAUUAAAGAUUCAAAUAGAGACAGGAUUUGAAACUGAGCAAGACUUAAAGAAAUCACUCCAACAACUUGAAGGGAGGAUCAAUCGAAGCAAAGAUAGUCACGAGAAGCAUAUGGAAGAAAGGAAGCAGUUGCUAACAACCAAUCAGAGAGGUGUAAGAUCAGCCCUGGGUGAAAACAAGAAACUGGCAAUAGUUUACCAAAGGUCCCAAAACACCUUGUUGAAUAACAGAGCUGCUUUGCUGAGGCUUGUCGAGAGAAGAGUUAUCAAUGAAGACAGCUUGAAAGAUCACAGAGAGCUGUCUGUUCUACAAGGCCGCAUGCGCCAAGCCUUAGAGUACUUCUACCGUCUUCGUGGCUUACAAAGUAAAGCGGACAUAGCCGAUUUCGAAUUGAGAUGUAUCGAAAAUGGAGAUAAACUUACAACCUUGCAGUCUGAAAUGAUGAGGGUCAUCGAACAUAUAAACCGUUUUCUGGAAGCCAACAAUGCCGCACAUGAUGUAAUCUCGAUGGAAGCUGCAAAAAUCGCGCAAACACCGACGAGUGACGCCGUUGUCGCCUAGGAAGAACAUGACUAAAACCAGGCCAUUAAAAAACAAAACGUUUUGUUUUCUUUAAUAAAAGACCUCCUACUUUCCACAGACUGACAGACGCGUGCAAAACUUUAAGUUUAAGAGAAGUAAAUCAUUUGUACUUCAAGCACUUAAAAAGACAAACGAGUCUCGUCAUAAAUAACUUGUUAUCCCAAAGGCAAAAUUUUUUUAUUUCAGUAACAGAAGUAGAAAUCAAGUCUCCAAAAGGUUCAGACAAACUGUGUGUUUUGUUUGUCUUACCUCAUCACCAUCGCGUUUGAUUGAUUGCUUGUGUGUCAGUUUGUUAGGCAUGCAAAGUGUUUUUGAAAUGCUUUAUUGUAUAUAAAAUGAUAUAAUAUUGUGUAUAUGUUAAAUAUCUUGAUACGAAAAAAACGUUUUCUUUGUUUUAAAAAACUAAAAUGUAAAAGAAAAAAGAUUUAAUAAAGGCUAUUUGAAGUUA